This is a messenger RNA of Hyaena hyaena (striped hyena), 833 nucleotides long. It is a transcript of the gene GOLGA7B, whose product is annotated as golgin A7 family member B. The record is from RefSeq and is a predicted model, not a curated record. The transcript has 6 exons. Gene Ontology annotation, biological process: protein targeting to membrane; peptidyl-L-cysteine S-palmitoylation. The annotation marks the transcript as partial. Gene Ontology annotation, cellular component: palmitoyltransferase complex. Lineage: Eukaryota; Metazoa; Chordata; Mammalia; Carnivora; Hyaenidae.
CAGGAAUUCUAAAAGCUCUGUAGGAGGUUACCAGGCAAAGCACGGCAAAGAGGUGGUUUCCAGAUGGUUGUUUAUCGAAUAUGAUCAAAAUCAAGUGUGAGGAACUGGGAGAGGUGUCCAUGGAGAUCAUCAAAUUAUGAGCAGCGGCAGCCGGCGGUCGGGCGGUGAAGAGCCUCGGGCGCGGCCUCGCCUCCCCGGCCCGGCGCCCGCAUCAGCACCGCGGAUAGCACAGCGGCGGUCGCCUGUACCUAGGCGCCCUCCGGCCCGCCAACUAGCCGGGCCCGCGGCGUCCGCAUCAGCACCGCGGACAGUGCCCCGGGCCCCAUCUCGCCGCGGCCAGCCCACCUGCUCCCCGAGUCAGCACCGCGGACAGCCCCCUUUCACCAGCCUCACAGCAGGCUCGGAGCGGUCAGCGCCCCUGGAACAUGGCCACUGAGGUCCAUAAUCUGCAGGAGCUGCGGCGAAGUGCCUCACUGGCCACCAAGGUCUUUAUCCAGAGAGACUACAGCGAUGGGACAAUCUGUCAGUUCCAGACCAAAUUCCCCCCAGAGCUGGACAGCCGGAUUGAGCGGCAGCUCUUUGAGGAGACCGUGAAGACGCUCAACAGCUUCUACGCAGAGGCCGAGAAGAUCGGGGGCAGCUCCUACCUUGAAGGCUGCCUGGCCUGUGCCACGGCUUACUUCAUCUUCCUCUGCAUGGAGACCCACUACGAGAAGGUUCUCAAGAAGAUCUCCCGCUACAUCCAGGAGCAGAACGAGAAGAUCUUUGCUCCUCGAGGUCUCCUGCUCACUGACCCCGUGGAGCGCGGGAUGAGGGUUGUAUCCUUCCUGGCU